Molecule: messenger RNA, 2477 nt
Organism: Dreissena polymorpha
Lineage: Eukaryota; Metazoa; Mollusca; Bivalvia; Myida; Dreissenidae
Product: leukocyte tyrosine kinase receptor-like
Exons: 4
Coding region: 28-546 (172 amino acids)
Biological process (GO): cell surface receptor protein tyrosine kinase signaling pathway; protein phosphorylation; multicellular organism development
Cellular component (GO): signaling receptor complex
Molecular function (GO): transmembrane receptor protein tyrosine kinase activity; ATP binding
Source: RefSeq, a predicted model, not a curated record
GACUACUAUCGAAAAAGUGGAAAGACAAUGCUUCCGAUAAAAUGGAUGCCUCCCGAGGCGUUUCUGGAUGGCGUUUUCACCACAAAAACGGAUGUUUGGUCAUUCGGUGUUUUGCUGUGGGAGAUGUUUACGUUGGGAUACAUGCCAUAUCCUGGGCAGACGAACAGUGAUGUCAUGCAAUUUGUGUCGUCUGGUGGCCGCCUGGAUCCGCCAGAGAAAUGCCCAGCUCGACUAAACAAGAUCAUGAUUCUCUGUUGGAACUCUAUAGCCGAUAUUCGACCGACGUUUUCAGAAAUAAUUGAGCUUUUGGAUAUGUGCCUUCAGGAUGACGAGGUGCUGAACGCUCCCGUGGGACUCUGUCACUUUGCAAUGGCGGAAAGUUUCAAGGACGCUUCAACGUUGGCCAAGUCAUCAUCAUACGACGCAGACAAUCAAGAGAUCGAUAAUACGCUUCAUUCCCCGUCCCCGUCAUCCGCAGCCGAGUUCAGGCCUCAUUUCGAGUCACAAAGUCGAGAACCGUUGUUAAUGGCUUCUCCAGACCAGUAGGGUGUCCGUAACAGUAUUCAUACACAAAAUUGGAACUUGAUUUGUGAGUACUGAUGUUCACAUAAUACGGUAUUGAGAUAUUCACUGACAAUUCGUGAUAUCCAGUGUAAGCAGUAUUAAUGCUGGUGAUUUGGAUUCUUAAUCUACAUGAAAAUACAAUGGUGCGAAUGAGCUUAAGGUAGUGCACCUCUAAUGGGCACAUAUCCAAAUAUAAUCUAAUUAAUUAUUUUCUUAAUCAGCAUCAUUUCACUGAACUACAUGCAAAUUUGUAAGUAGGCUUUCCAUGCUUUUUAAAAAAAUAUACCGAUUUUUUCAAAACCACCCCCACGCUCGGCUUUUGUCCAAUUUAUUUUCACCCCUGGGGUAUAUAAAAGUUCCAUAAUUCAUUCAAAUUUCCAAAUAUGGGCAUGCAGUUGGUGUGUACAGAUGCUGUAAAGGUGUUUAAAGUUUAAACAAGAUGAAAUAAGUAUUCUUUUACAGACAUUUAUUUUUUACAAUUUUUUAUCUAUGGAAGAGCACCAUGAAAUGUAAGUGAUUUCAGCCAAGUAAAAAUUGGGUCGGUUAAAAACAAAGUGUCAUAAAAUUCAAAAUAGUAUCAUUUAAGUCAUAUUUUAAACUUAGUUUUUACAGAAACACUAUAUACAGCAAAAAUACCAAGAACUAGACAGAUUUACCGUUUACUUUUUGAAAUAAAAAUAAAAAUGCAACAUGCAUGGUUCGUAUUUUCAACAGUAAAUCACCCAAUUUCGCCAUAACGUUGUUUUAAUUUUAAUAAUUGAAAAAUGUGCAUAAAAAUUGCAACAUAUUUAACAAUAAAUAUAGCUUAUAUGCCAUAUUAAAUCAAAUUACGUUAGAAAAUAAAUAAAACGCGUCGCAAAAAAGUAUACGUCGUCGGCAGGAUUCGAACCUGCGCGGGAAUAUCCCAAAAGAUUUCUAGUCUAUCGCCUUAACCACUAGGCUACGGCACCUAAUAGUAGGCUCUUCAACCUUCGAAGAAAUCGCGGGAAAUCAUUAGAGGUGCACUACCUUAAUUGACUCAUUGACUACACUGUGAUUUAAAAAAACAACAGUUUUGCUUGUAAACGCAAUUUAUCUUUAUCAUUCCGUAACUGUAACGUUAUCAUGCAGAAAUACGAAACGGAUCGCACAUUUGCAAUUUUUUUUAAUGUGACCUAAUAAAUAUAAACACACUCAUGUCUUGCAAGAUGUGCCACACAUUUAGAGUAAAGGUUUUAGCUAUAUCAGCACCUUCGCAUGACAUGCUCUAGAAAACAGCCUUGGACGUUAGGAGAACCACCACUAUUUGGAAGCAACUGGAGUAAAUAUGAGACAGCGUAAGAUAGGUUGAGAAAACAAUUAAGUUUAUAUGAGUAUUCACUGAUUGCAAUUAAAUUAUGAAAGAAUCACUUUAAGUAUUGUGCAUGGUAUGCUGAGACGAUUUGCAAAGUGCUGAUCAGUGCUCUUUCAAGCGCUUUGCCAUGUUUAUAUUUAAAUUGCAUAUAUUUGUCAGCAGUGUUUAUAGAAAAGGACAAACGCGUUUAAAGCUUCAAAUAUAUUGUGUGCAAUGUGGGUCAUAACCACGAAUUAAUUUCUUCAAGACGAAGUAUUGUUGUUGCUUUUGUCAAACGAAUUUGCUCAACAUGCGUGUGCCAUACACGAUAGGGGUGUGUUACUUGUUUAACAUUCCUAUUGUUUGAUAUCAUAAAGCAUGACAUGUGUUUUAUAUUAUUUUUUUCAAGAAUAUAUUUCUUUUUCGUUGAUUAAUACGCAUCAUUGGUGAUAAUAGAUACAAUACUUGUAUUAUUUGUUAGCAUAAAUUAAUACAAAUGGCUGCCACAUUGCACGUGACAAUGUUACGUUAACAUAGUAAUGUAUAUACUAUUUAAUCUACACAAGUUAUUGUCUCUUGUCUCUCUAUCAUGCUCAGUAUU